AUGGCGUCUGAGCUGUCAUCAACGUCGUCCUCCAUGUUCGGCGCCCUCUACCAGAACCCCAUCGCGCGGUCGCUCUCAGAUGUCUACCAGUCCUUCUCCGACCGCCGCGCCAAGCUCGGCCUGACCAACCCCGGCACCGUCGACAAUGUCUCGAGGGAGGUCACCCGUGAGGUCUUCCUGACCAACUACAUGCACACUGGUCUGAGGGCCGACCUCACGAAAGCCUUCAGCAUAUCGCCGCUGUUCCAGGUCUCCCAUCAGUUUGCCAUGGGCGAGCGCCUGCAGCCCUAUGCCUUUGCUGCUCUGUACGGUACCAACAAUGUCUUCUUACAAGGAAGCAUGGAUAGCGAUGGCAUGCUCUCGACGAGAUUCAACUACCGCUGGUCGCCCGCUCUCGUCUCCAAGUGUCAGUUCCAGGUUGGCGCUCAGGAUAUGGCGCAGAUCGAGCACGAAUACACAGGCGCCGACUUCACCUCCAGCUUGAAGAUGCUCAACCCGUCCUACCUCGAGGGUGGCCUGACUGGUAUCUUCAUUGGCAGCCACCUGCAGUCCAUCACCAAGAAGCUUGCACUGGGACUGGAGACCGUCUGGCAGCGUGGUGCGCUCAACCAGCCCCCGGAUGCCGCCAUGUCGUUCGCCGGUAGAUACAAGUCGGAAGACUGGGUCGCUACCGCGCAGCUGCACGCUCAGGGUGCCCUGAACGCUACCUACUGGCGAAGGCUUUCAGACAAGGUCCAGGCUGGUGUUGACCUGACUCUGCAGCUUGUCCCUGGUCCGGGUGGCUUGAUGGGCGGCGGUCUCCAGAAGGAGGGUAUCACAACUGUUGGUGCCAAGUACGAUUUCCGCAUGUCCACUUUCCGCGCUCAGGUCGACUCCAAGGGCAAAUUGAGCUGCCUGCUUGAGAAGCGUGUUGCUCCUCCUGUCACCAUGUCUUUUGGUUGCGAUGUCGACCACGCUACUCAACAAGCCAAGGUGGGAUUGGGCAUCACGAUUGAGGCCGGUGGUGAGGAGCUGCAAGAGCAGCAGGAGGCUCUCGGCCCUGCCGCCUCGCCCAACAUCCCCUUCUAA
Molecule: messenger RNA, 1068 nt
Organism: Neoarthrinium moseri
Lineage: Eukaryota; Fungi; Ascomycota; Sordariomycetes; Amphisphaeriales; Apiosporaceae
Exons: 3
Coding region: 1-1068 (355 amino acids)
Biological process (GO): protein import into mitochondrial matrix
Cellular component (GO): mitochondrial outer membrane; mitochondrial outer membrane translocase complex
Molecular function (GO): transmembrane protein transporter activity
Source: RefSeq, a predicted model, not a curated record